This is a messenger RNA of Drosophila takahashii, 291 nucleotides long. RefSeq names its product protein new-glue 1-like. NCBI's taxonomy places the organism in Eukaryota, Metazoa, Arthropoda, Insecta, Diptera, Drosophilidae. The record is from RefSeq and is a predicted model, not a curated record.
AUGAAGUACGCCUGUUCACUACUCCUUUUGGCCAUUGUGGGCUGCUUCCUGGUGAGCCUGUCCAGUGCGGCAAGUUCCACAACCUCGACGGAAGCUUCCACCACCACUACCACCACCACGGCAGCCUCGGACUCAACCACCACCACCACUGAGUCAUCCUCGGACACCACAACAACCACUUCCUCGUCCUCCUCCUCCGGCAAGAAGAAGCAUGUGAUCCACUACAAGCGAAAGACCCACCGCCCCAAGAAGGUCAAGAAGAUUCAUCGCAACAAGAAGCGCAGCGGUUAA